This is a messenger RNA of Pezoporus flaviventris, 2159 nucleotides long. It is a transcript of the gene TRIM23, whose product is annotated as tripartite motif containing 23. NCBI's taxonomy places the organism in Eukaryota, Metazoa, Chordata, Aves, Psittaciformes, Psittacidae. The coding region runs from base 44 to 1789 and encodes 581 amino acids. Gene Ontology annotation, cellular component: plasma membrane; lysosomal membrane; cytoplasm. Gene Ontology annotation, biological process: intracellular protein transport; vesicle-mediated transport. Gene Ontology annotation, molecular function: GTPase activity; GTP binding; zinc ion binding. The record is from RefSeq and is a predicted model, not a curated record. The transcript is spliced from 11 exons.
UCCCCUUCCUGCUGCGGGCCGCUCGAUUCUGCCCACCUACAAGAUGGCAGCCCUAAGUGCCAACAGAAUUGUGGCUGGUACUGGUCUGGACGGUAGCCGGGGGUCUGGAAGCGGCGGUCGCGGCCCGGCUGGUGCCGCAGUGAAGGUUCUUGAGUGCGGGGUCUGUGAAGAUGUAUUUUCUUUGCAAGGUGACAAAGUUCCCCGGCUGCUUUUGUGUGGCCAUACUGUCUGCCAUGAUUGUCUUACCCGGCUUCCCCUUCAUGGCAGAGCAGUUCGUUGUCCAUUUGAUCGACAAGUUACUGAACUAGGAGAUUCUGGUGUCUGGGGCUUGAAAAAAAAUUUUGCUUUGUUGGAGCUCUUGGAACGGUUGCAGAAUGGACCUGCCGGACAGUGUGGGACAACAGAAGAAGCCAUUGGUCUGUCUGGAGAGAGUAUCAUUCGUUGCGAUGAAGAUGAAGCCCAUGUUGCAUCUGUGUAUUGCACUGUUUGUGCCACUCACCUGUGCGCAGACUGCUCCCAGCUCACUCAUUCUACAAAGACACUAGCAAAACACAGGCGUGUUCCUCUUGCUGAUAAGCCUCAUGAGAAGACCAUGUGCUCCCAACACCAAGUGCAUGCUAUUGAGUUUGUUUGCUUAGAAGAGGGCUGCCAGGCGAGUCCUCUUAUGUGUUGUGUCUGCAAAGAAUAUGGAAAGCAUCAAGGUCAUAAGCAUUCUGUUUUGGAACCAGAAGCAAACCAGAUUCGUGCAUCCAUUUUAGACAUGGCUCACUGUAUAAGAACGUUCACAGAAGAAAUCUCAGAUUAUUCCAGAAAAUUAGUUGUAAUUGUUCAGCAUAUAGAAGGAGGAGAACAAAUAGUUGAAGAUGGAGUUGGAAUGGCCCAUACUGAACACGUUCCAGGGACUGCAGAGAAUGCACGCUCAUGUGUCCGAGCCUACUUUUCUGAUCUUCAUGAAACCCUUUGUCGUCAGGAAGAAAUGGCUCUUAGUGUUGUUGAUGCUCACGUGAGAGAGAAGUUGAUUUGGCUUAGGCAACAGCAAGAAGACAUGACCAUCCUCUUGUCAGAGGUUUCAACAGCUUGCCUCCAUUGUGAAAAGACUUUACAACAGGAUGACUGCAGAGUAGUAUUGGCCAAACAAGAAAUUACAAGAUUGCUAGAGACCUUACAGAAACAGCAGCAGCAGUUUACGGAACUUGCAGAUCACAUACAGCUGGAUGCUAGCAUACCUGUCACUUUUACAAAGGACAAUAGGGUACAUAUUGGACCAAAAAUGGAAAUUCGGGUUGUAACUCUGGGAUUAGAUGGAGCUGGCAAAACAACUAUUUUGUUUAAGUUAAAGCAAGAUGAAUUCAUGCAGCCAAUUCCAACAAUAGGUUUUAAUGUUGAAACAGUAGAAUACAAGAAUUUGAAGUUUACUAUUUGGGAUGUAGGAGGGAAACACAAAUUGAGACCAUUGUGGAAACACUAUUAUCUCAAUACACAAGCGGUGGUGUUUGUUGUUGAUAGCAGCCACAGAGACAGAGUCAGUGAAGCACACAGUGAACUUGCAAAGUUGUUAACAGAGAAGGAAUUGCGGGAUGCUUUACUCUUGAUCUUUGCUAAUAAACAGGAUGUAGCAGGUGCACUUUCAGUGGAGGAAAUCACAGAGCUGCUCAGUCUCCACAAACUCUGCUGUGGCCGUAGCUGGUAUAUUCAGGGUUGUGAUGCCCGAAGUGGUACAGGACUUUAUGAGGGACUGGACUGGCUUUCAAGGCAGUUAGUGGCUGCUGGUGUCCUUGAUGUGGCUUAAUAUUACAGCAGCUGCAAUUUAAAGUUGUGGUUUGUUUUGUUUGCACGAUUUAGGAUGUUAUAGCCAGGUCUGCUGCCUGAAGAGGGGACCUUAUUUAACUUGGUGGUUACAGAAAAAAUAUAAACCUUUAUCCAAGAUUGAAUAAUUGGUUCAUUAAAUGUGUGCCAUUACAGUGUUUUUGAAAUUUGAUAUAUUUAUAAAUAAUGGAAUGGGCUGGUUACAAGGGUGCCUUCAAAUUCUGCUUUUGUGAAACUAGGCUGUUUAACUUAAAAUUAUCCCCUGAUAAAAUAUGCAUUGGAGUUCAUCUAAUAAUUGUAACAAAGUUACAGUGCUUAACUGGUGUCAGAAAAAUUUUAAGAGGUAGAAACAC